Molecule: messenger RNA, 5258 nt
Organism: Vollenhovia emeryi
Lineage: Eukaryota; Metazoa; Arthropoda; Insecta; Hymenoptera; Formicidae
Product: probable cation-transporting ATPase 13A3
Exons: 18
Coding region: 1345-5037 (1230 amino acids)
Biological process (GO): polyamine transmembrane transport; intracellular calcium ion homeostasis
Cellular component (GO): membrane
Molecular function (GO): polyamine transmembrane transporter activity; P-type transmembrane transporter activity; ATP binding
Source: RefSeq, a predicted model, not a curated record
UAGUACUCUCUCUGCCCGAUAAAUCUUUCGCUCACAACUUCUACAUUUAUAUCCACGGACUACAAUCGUAUCGGAUCAUAUCUGUAUCAUAUCAUUGAAUAUAGAUCGAGGUAUAAGAAUAAGAUCCCUUCGUUGCAUUUAUAUUUUUUUAUGGUUUGUUUCAACGGACUAAUCGCAAAGAGACGCGCGCGCGUGCGUAGUACCAUCGGUAUGCGCCGGUACGUGGAUUAUCGCGUUCGAUAAUUCACCCGUUAUUACCGUUAUCUUUUUCGAUUUAAGCACAAAAGCACAAAAGCUCAGUAUUUACGUUAGGAGCGUAGAGAGGCAAUAAGAGCCAAACGCUAGGUGCGGAAAUCAUAUUAGAUUUACAGUUGAACAAGUCACACGUUUCGAGACCAAAGUCUUUCCCAUGACAUCUGCAGUAUAACAAAAAGAUAUUUGCAUCGCAACGUUAAUAAUUAAGUAAAAUAAAACAAAUAAGUAUAAAUCGAGAAACAGAAGUCUAAUAUGACUUGAAUCUGAUAUGAUCUCCGCACCUAAUACCUAGCGUUUGGCUCCUAUUGCCUCUCCGUGCUCGUAACGUAAAUGUACAUCAACAGAGCCGUAAUAUUUUACUAAGUGAUUUCUCAGUAUUGUAAGAAAGAAAUUCUAUUGUAUGCUAUUGCGAAACUUUUUGUCGAAAUCGCCGAAGCAGAAGUAGGAGGAGAAUGAGGAGGAGGAGGAGGAGGAGGGGGUGUGACACCGCGCCGCGAUAGUAAAAUGCGCGACAGUGUACGGGAGUAUGUUGCUCCGUACGAGACCCGAGCUCGCCGAGCGUGAAAAAACAUUAAUCACCGACCUUCUCUUUCUAGUCGUUCGUGGAAAGUCGUUCCAGUCGCCGAGUCGUGCUCUAGCCGCGCCGACUAGAGGUAUUCAAAGUGCGCUCGCUGACCUUGUGCGCCGCCAACGAUAACGAAGCACUCUUAUUGCUUCCGCUCCGCACGUACGUUGAUUGCUCGGAUUUCAAGCAAAAUUAUUAAAUUCCCGCCACGCGUGCACGCGGGCUCCACGCUGCGUUUCUCCCCGACGCCGGUGCCUCGCCAGCUCGCCAACGAUUUUUGAAAAUUCCGCACGUGACGAAAAUUCAAUUCAAACUGAGGCGCGCGAACACGCGCCUGCGUGUCUCUCUAUCGCGCGCGAAAUCGCCCGCUCUUGCCGUCAUCGACGAGGCGAAGGCAAGCUUGAAGAGAUUGGACCAAUACUCGAAAAGCAUCGCGUUCGAGAUACCGCGUCGGCGGCAAAGAGGAAAACAAGAGACACUUGGUGACAUACUGCAGGAUCGUAACGAAAGAAAUUGUUCAAGUUAUGGUCGAUGUUAAUGGGGUGAACGAUAACGAAAAGUCCGAUGCUUUAUGGCAGAAAAUUCAUACUGAUCAAAAUGAACAUUUGCAUAUUUACGGAUUCGAGAAGAGUUCUCUGAGGACCACCGUGACAUACGUAUCGUACGUAUUGACUGUCGGAUUGGUUCGGCUAUUAUUUCACUGGUAUCCUCGGCUACAUCUGUACGCGACUCACCGAAAAUGUGCUUUAAAUUGCGCGACGAAAAUACUCGCGAUAGAUGAGUAUCAAGGAUUCAAGUCAUACUUUGUACAAGAUGUCCAGGAAAUUUCCACUAGAAACGUAAGCGCAAAGAGCUUAUUGGCCACUUUGGGCACCGUUGACCAAGGUCUCUUGGAAAAAAUCAAGGACAAAAAACUACAAAUUAAUCUAGAAAACGGCACGCGUCGCGAGGUGCGUGAAUACAAGGCUUUCUGGUGCAAAAAGAAAUGUUACGUCUGGGACACUACGAAUAAUAUAUUCUCGAGGCUCGUAGGACUUGACAAUGGUACAAUGUGUUCCGACCUCCAUCUCUCGCGGAGCGGCUUGUCCAAGGAAGAACAGUUGCUCAGGCGUGUCGUCUACGGAAAUAACGCCAUUGUUGUUCCGCUUCAGAGUAUCGGCGUAUUACUACUGCUAGAAGUUCUAAAUCCAUUCUACAUUUUUCAAGUAUUCACCUUGUCCGUAUGGUUCGCGGAGGGCUAUCUGUACUAUACUAUCGCUAUAAUACUGAUGUCGCUGUUCGGCAUAACGAGCUCUAUAGUGCAAACGCGCAAGAACCAAAUCAAUCUACGCGGCACCGUCGCGUCGUCCGAAAGUGUGCGUGUACUUCGCGACACGGGUACUUUUGAAAAUAUCUCUAGCGAGGAAUUGGUACCCGGCGAUCUUAUAGAAUUACCGAGACAUCGAGCGACUCUCGUGUGCGACGCGGUCCUGUUAACUGGGCAGUGUAUAUUAAACGAGUCCAUGCUAACGGGCGAGUCCGUACCGGUGACGAAAACAUUCUUACCAUUACGCUGUACCUUGUAUGACGCUAAGGAGCAUACAUAUCACACAUUGUACAGCGGAACAACUAUAAUACAAACCAAAUAUCACGAUCAUCAGCCCGUUCUCGCGAGGGUGAUUAGAACUGGUUUUCUAACUAACAGAGGUGCUCUCAUCGCCGCUAUACUGUAUCCACCUCCAGCGGAUUUCAAAUUUGAUAAAGAUUCAUACAAAUUCAUCGGCAUUUUGGCAUUUAUCGCAACCUGUGGCUUUAUAUAUACCGUAAUACUCAAGGUCUCGAGAGGGAUUUUAGCUGGAGAUAUAGCGAUAAAAGCAUUAGAUAUUAUUACGAUAGUUAUACCGCCAGCAUUACCAGCUGCGAUGACUGUAGGCAAGCUGUACGCUCAGGCGAGAUUGAAACGUGCCCAAAUCUACUGUAUUAAUAACAGGGUCAUCAAUGUUUCCGGCAGUAUUAAUUGCGUGUGUUUCGACAAGACUGGGACAUUGACCGAGAAUGGAUUGGACAUGUGGGGCGUUGUACCAUGUACGAACGGUGUGCUUGCCGAGGCCGAGACGGAUAUACCCAAGCUCAAAGGUCAUGCGCUUUUCGAAGGAAUGCUAGUUUGUCACAGUUUAACGCUUAUCGAUGGAGAACUUUGCGGUGACCCUUUGGACGCAAAAAUGUUCGAGAGUACAAAGUGGAUAUUGAAAGAUUCGGAUUGCACGCAUGUAAAUAAAUAUGACUCGAUAGCACCGAUUAUUGUCAGUUCACCGGACAAAACAAGCCUGACGAAAGAUACCAACGAAAUCACGGAGAUUGGUAUAAUACAGCAGUAUCAGUUCUCGAGUUCUUUACAACGAAUGUCCGUGAUCGUACAUGCAUCGGGAUCGGACGAUUUCAGAGCUUACGUGAAAGGCUCUCCCGAGAUGAUAAUCGACUUGAGCAAAGCGGAAACUGUACCGCAGGACAUUUCGCUUGUUUUAGAGCAAUUUACGAAACGGGGAUUUCGCGUGAUAGCGAUGGGACGCAGAGCGAUAGCUUCCAAGAGCAGCUCAGAGAUAUCGAGACUGUCUCGAGAAACGGUUGAACGGGAUUUGGAAUUCUUGGGACUGGUCAUUCUGGAAAAUCGACUGAAGCAACCGACGGCGCCAGUAAUUAGGGAACUAAGGGAAGCCAAUAUACGCGUGAUGAUGAUUACAGGAGAUAAUAUUCAGACUGCGGCAAGCGUCGCGAGAGAAUGCGGAAUACUUUCGACCGAAGAACACAUGGUAGACGUGAGCAUAGUCUCGAAUGACGAAAAGGAUCGUCCAGAGAUCACUUUCAAUAUACAGUCCCCGUCUCCAAGAUUGAAGUCGCAGGAUCAACAUCACUCGAUAUCACCGACGAUUAAAGAUGUGGAACGCGGUAUAGCCCAUUGUAAUUACAGAUUUGCCUUAACGGGUCAAACGUGGCAGAUGAUGCGAGAACAUUACCCCGAUCUUGUAGAUCGCGUUUGCGUACGCAGUGCGAUAUUCGCAAGAAUGAGCAGCGAUCAGAAGCAACAAGUGGUCGUGGAGCUAAUGCGACUCGGUUAUUACGUAGCCAUGUGCGGAGACGGCGCUAAUGAUUGCGGAGCGUUAAGGGCCGCGCACGUCGGUAUAUCGCUCUCUAAAGCGGAAUCCAGCGUGGCCAGUCCCUUCACCUCGAGAAUACCCGACAUAAGCUGUGUCCUGAAAGUAAUACGGGAAGGACGUGCCGCUCUGGUUACAUCGUUCGGAAUUUUCAAAUUUAUGAUUGCGUAUUCCCUUACUGAAUUUUUGUCCGUUAUAAUACUGUACUUCAUAGACUCGAAUUUGACGGAUCUACAAUUUCUGUUUAUCGAUAUCUGUUUGAUCAUCAACUUUGCCUUCUUCUUCGGCAAGACUCGCGCGUGCGUGGACAAAUUAUCCAAGACGCCACCGAUGACGAGUCUGCUGAGCUUCACUCCGCUUUUUUCUCUAACGGCACACAUGCUCGUAAUGACCCUUUUCCAAGCGACAGCGUUUCACGCCGUUCAACAAUUUCCAUGGUUCACACCGUUCGUUCCCACUAGCAAUACCGGAUACACAUGUUACGAAAACUAUUCCGUCUACUGUGUCUCCAUGUUUCAAUACAUCACAAUGGCUAUUAUAUUUUCACGCGGGAAGCCUUACCGACGCGCAAUCUAUACCAACGGCGCAUUUAUAUUCUCCAUACUUUUGUUAACGGCCAUAUGCGCAUACAUUACAGUUUAUCCCGCGGUUUGGGUGGUGAACGCGCUGGAAUUGAUCCUACCACCCGUCUAUGAUUGGAGGCUCGCUAUCCUAGCGCUCGCUCUAGCCAACUUUCUCAUUUGUCUCUUCGUCGAGAGCCUUGUGAUAGAGCGGGUUAUUGAGAAUACCUGCAAGAGAAAAUUGUACAGGCCGGAAAAAUCCAAGAAACAGUAUCUAAAGAUAGAACACGAGUUGAAAAAUUGUCAAAGUUGGCCGAAAUUCAAGGGACAACUGCCAAUGUCAUCUGUCCUGCGAAAGGAAGGCGACUCGCAAAAUGUCGCGACUAUUACGUACAACAGCCAUUGUCGGUAUUCGAUCGGGGAUCAAACGGCGAAUGAUGUUAGCAAUUCGAGCAAGCGACCGAGUAACAGUCGGAAUGGAGAAAACGGAUUCGAAAAUUUUGGCUUUGCAAACGAUCAAGUGUAGCAGUGGUAUAUGUAUAUAUAAACGGAUAUGUAUAUACUUUUUUUUACCAAUUAUUAUCCCUUCAAGUGGGUCAGUUGUAAAAAUGCUGUGACCCUGCAGCACGAGUGCGGAAAAAGUAAUAUUUGUAUAUUUUCCGAAAUACUAUUCGAUGAGAAAUAUACAUGUAUAGCAGAAAUCACAUGGCACAAACCAUCAGUGGCAUCAUAAUAAAGUUACAAUAU